GUCUUGUAGUGCCAUAAAUAAAUAAAGUAACACGGUACUAUUGUACUGAAUUGAACCCUGUGCAAACUUUCAGAGUAACAAGAAUCAGACAAACAUUCUCUCCUGCUUCUCGGUGGAGUUUGUCCUCCUGACAGCACAGAGGACACAGCAGCCAGCGGCUCUGGUAUCAAGAUUUUGACCCCGCCCCACCCUUACCUCAACGAGCGCGUGCGCUCUAAUUUGACCAACAACAUCUGGGGCACGCGAGCAUGCGACACAGGUGCUUUUUUUUCUUUCGUGCUUCCUGUUUGUUGCAACAGUCCAAAAAUUAUUUUCCCCCAAAUAUCACACGUAGACAGUAAUACACUCGACGCUUACAAAUGCUGAGCUGGUAGAGAGCGCGCGGAGGACAACGCAGAAGAACAAGGCGCUCUCUUCGGCUACAGAGCAAUGAGAUACAGCCUACGCUUCAGACUACCCUCCCUGUACGUGUCGUUGAAUCAGAGUAAACUAGACUUGAAGAACAGAAACUGUUUCCGAUGGAUGCGAUGGAAAAACUGGAGUCGGGACAUACUGCUGUCCUGUCAGGCGAGAACGAAGCAGAGAGCACGCGAGAGGAGCGGUCCGGUGCACUCGACCAACAUGACCUGGACACGUGCCCCGUUUGUCAUCUAAGCUUCCACAGCAAGGAGCCCAAACUUCUGCCGUGCCUGCACACUUUCUGCGAGAGGUGCUUGCCUUUACCCUCGAGGAAUCUGGACGUGACGGAACCGUCCGUCUCCCAGAGCGACAACGGCGCGACCAAACCACUAAACGUGAUCCGCUGUCCGGUGUGCAGGCAGGAAUGUAUGGCGGCAGAUGUGUUGGAUAAUAUGUUCGUGAAGGAGUCAUUCGAGGCUCCCAGCAGCACAGUGGAGAGAGCAGUCCAGCUCUGUAUGACCUGCGAUGACAACACCGAAGCUGCUGGGUUUUGUGUUGAGUGUGUGGAGUACUUGUGUACUACCUGUGUGGAGGCCCACCAAAGAGUCAAAUUCACCAAAGACCAUAUGAUCAGACAGAAGUCGGAAGUAUCACAAGACGUUUGUGUUGUGUCGAAUCAGAGGCCGAUGUUCUGUCAUAUCCACAAACAAGAGCCACUGAAACUCUUUUGUGAGACAUGUGACCUGCUUACCUGUCGGGACUGCCAACUCACCAAGCAUAAAGACCACAGUUAUCAGUUCCUUGAAGAUGCUUAUAAAAACCACAAAGAGCACAUGGAGCGUAUGACUCAUCAGCUACAGGAGAAAAAGAAACUGAUAGAAGAGGUAUCAGACUCCAUAAAUAGUGGACUUCUUCUGGUGGAACAGAACCAUACUUCUGUUCGUGAUGAAAUAAAGAAAUCUGUCAGCAAUUUAAUCCUCGAGAUAAACAAAAAGGGCAAAAUUCUACUUGAUCAACUUGAGGCUGUUACAAAAGAUCAUGAGAGUCUCUUGCGUAAACAACAGAAAGACAUUGGCUAUCUGUCCCAACACCUGGAUCAUGUCAUCGACUUCAUCAAAUGGGCCACAGCCAAAAAUGGGGGCACAGCCCUAUUGUACUGUAAACGUUUGAUUCUGUUUCAGAUCGAAAACCUCCUUCAGGCAAAAUGCAGUGCUUCAUUCGUACCGCAGAGCACCAUACGCUUCCAGUGCCGAGCCUCUUACUGGGCCUCAAAUGUUGAUUUGGGCACUUUAAUGGUGGAGAGUGUACCAGGCCACCAGCUGGGUGGUUUUCAUCAUGAGCACACCCACAGUGGGCAGAGUUCCUCAGGCUCACCCCACAGCUUUGCCCUGGGAGCUCCCCAUAGCACUCUGGCUCAGCUCCAGAUGCAGGUGGACAAGCUAAACCCCCAAGCUCACUGGCAGCCCCAACCACCUCCUCCACCCUGCACAUGGUACCAAAGCAUCCAACUACAGCAAACAGUACCGGGGCCCCUACAGAGAGGCUCUCCCUCCCACAGUUUGCCUCCUCAACCAGACCACAGGUUUACGAGGCCUCUGCCCAACCAUGUUAGCUCAACUAGGAGCAUACUGAGCCCUGGAUUUUCUCCCCAGUAUCAGCAGAGAAGGACAGGAAGUGGCUCCACCUACCAAACCAAGCCUAUUGAUGGAUUUUUCUCUACACCCUUCUAUGCACAAAUAACUCCGCCACCCCUCAGUGGUAGUGUCAGUUUACCUCAUUCACAACAGAGGACUGAGCCCACAUACAUGAACAGGGGAAAUGAUUCAGCAGGUCCAGUUUAUACAGUGAAACCAAACUAUCCUCAGGGAGCAGAAACUUCCUUGUCAAGCAGAAACGCACCAGGACAUCACACUCCAGUAUCCCAGAAAAAAACAAGCAGCGUUUUUUGGAAAGCCCCAGAAAUACACCAGGCUAGUGGAGCAGUGGGAUCUGCUGCAAAGAAGAGACAACGAUCAUCUCCAAGGCCUAUAAUUAUCAUCAAAGAUGAACCAGAUGAUGAAAGUAGUUAUGUUGGAUGUCAGAACAGAAAGGGGAAUUCUGGAGUGAGGUGGAUGAAGUGUUUAGACUGUGCCCCCAGGAGGGAGAGAGUAGUGAUUGAAGCACACUUCAGUGGACAGAUCUACACAUCAUGCUUAUUCUUGAACAGCAAUAUCAGUACACCUCUCCAUUCCUCAGGCAUCCUCCCACUUACCAAGAUUGUGUUAAACAAUCUGGCUAAAAGUCCACUGCCCUCUCUACCAGACACCUCCAUACCUCCACAGGUACAUCCCAAACAAAGAGCCAGCCUCCCCGACAGCACAGAUGACCAACCCCAAAUAAAUUCCCAAGGUGAAGAUGUCCAAACUUGUGUUCAUAGCACAGACGACAAACCCUGUUGCCCCUCACACUCUCCAAGUGAGCCACUGGGCCAGAGUAAGACUAGACCUCCAAAUCAUGUCAGUUCAGUGGGAGAACAGCAGCAGGUAGAGCAAAAUAAAGUCCAACUGGAAGACUCUAAUGAGACCUCGUGCGCUGUGUGUCAGACUACAGGAGAGCUGUUGUGCUGCCAAAAAUGUCAUAAAGCUUUUCAUCUUACGUGCCAUGUUCCAGCUCUCCUCAGAUCUCCAAGCAGGGAAUGGUUUUGCACUUUCUGUUGUGACCUGUUAUUGCCUGAGAUGGAGUAUGUCUGCAAACCUGAAGCCAAAACAAUAAAGAAGGAGAUGGAUUUUGAAGGAGCAUUUUCCCCUGUGGACAAACAAAAGUGUGAGAGGCUGUUGCUGUACUUGUUUUGCAGUGAGCUCAACUCAGUCUUUCACAAGUCUGCAUCUCUCUCGGUACAUGCUGAUAACAGUCUGACUAUAAAGGGACCAGUGAGUUUUUCCACAGUGAAAAACCGUCUAGAGGCUGAGCAGAGUAUGUGCUAUCAAAGCCCCGCAGAGUUUGUAUUAGACAUCAGGCUCAUCUUUGGAAACUGUGUAGCCUGCAGUGAGUGCCGGAGUAACACUGAACUUGCCGUGACAUGUAGGAGAUUUAAAGAACUCUUUGAAGAUUAUCUGAAGCUCAUCUACCCUGAUCAGACCUUUCCAGAAAUCAAACCAGAGAUGAUUCAGACUGCUUCACCCGAGUGUCAAGAUUCUCAACUCAAAUCUCUUGACAAUAUAGUCCCACUUGCAAAACGCCAACGCACAUUUUCAGAUUCCCAGGAUGCACCAAGCUAUCUCAGUGGAGAAGAGGGUAUUGGAUUAAAGCUCCAAUUUUCCUAACCAAUUGGAUAUGUGCCGGACGGCACAAAGAAUGUGUGGUGUGUAGCGUUUUAUUAAAAAAUGUUGCCUUCAAGUUACCAAAUACAUUUUAUUUUUAAUGAUUAAAUGGUAUUGCAUGACAAGAAUUGUGAAUUCAGAAGUCAAAUGAUACUUUUUUGUGUUCUAAUCAGAAUUAAAGCUCGUAGGUUUUGCAGUAUUUCUACUUCUGACUGAAACCUGAAGAGGACAUUUUAGUUGUUCUUUUGUUACUACUGCUGUAAUCAAAUGAUAGUAAUCACAAACUCUCAGGUUUCUGAUGUUAAAUUGUGUUUCAAGGCCCCUCACAGUCAGAUCAUUAAUAGCAAAUUAAAAUAAUCUAAUAAAAUUCAAGACAAAUACAUUGCAUACUUUCACACAGUGCAGAAUAUUUCUGUUUGCCCUGGUUUGUUAGGCUCUAUUUACACAGUCCAAAUCUAUAGUUUUCACAAUGUAAAGGAAAAUGCAAUUUUAUUUAGCAUUUUUUAUGUAUAUUCUGGCUUCUUUAUAUUAUAUAUUCUGGUGACACUGCCCAUGUAACAAUGUGUGUGAUUAUAUCCGUCAGGGUCAUAAUGUUGACUUAAAAAGCUUUCUUAUAAAUGUAAGACAUAAAGACUGGUUUUCUCAUCACCAGAGGUCAGAACAUUUACGCAUUCAGGUCAACUUGCAUAAAUGAACAAGUAUAGUAACUAUUAUUCCUUAUAUAUUGAGUAACAGCUCCAGCUAAGGUUUAAUGUUCUACACCUUUUUUGGCUCGAUAGCUGCAUGUUAAUUGAGUUUCAUGUUGUUCUACAAACUCCUUUGGGUCCCACAGGGCAGAUUUCAGUCUGCCUUUGAUGUGUUAGUGACCCUCUGCAGAUUGACAUAGACGUGGCAAGACCAGCUAUAAGGAGCUUCAAAGGAGCUGCGCUACACCCCCAACAACAAGAUUAACACUGUUUGAAUGCGACCUUGGCCACUCCAAUUUCCUUCACCUAUUAGCUUGCAAGUCAGCUCAUGCUGCGUUUACUUGUUAAAGCCCAAAUGUAGAUUUGAGGUGGAGCGAAGGAAUGAGGCUUAGUUGUUUCUGGUGGACUGAAAGGCAUGGGAAGUUGCCCUCUGACUGUUCUCCAGCCAGCUGGACUGGAAGCAUGGCAGGGUUCUGGCUUUCAUGCUGGACAUUCUUCAUUCCUUAUAUGGCAUAUUAUCUCUUAUUAGAUAAGAUUAGGACAGGUCAGCACUAAAGGCUUGCCCUUUGUUGUUGUGAUAAGUCUAAGAAGGAGUUGCUACAUCUUUGGCUGAUAGAGGACUCCAGGACCUACAUAUGCUUUACUAUAGUAGUACUACAGUCUUAACCCAAAGGUACAGCAGACAGUAAUAUAUUAAAGAGCACAAAAUUUAUUUAUUUUUGACAAUCGUGUGAGGAAGUACUUGCCCCCUCCCUUUUCCCCGCAUAUUUGUUACAUGUUUCAGAUCAUCAAACACAUUUUAACAAUAGCUCAAAAUAACUGGAGUAAAAACCAAA
This is a messenger RNA of Oreochromis niloticus (Nile tilapia), 5220 nucleotides long. RefSeq names its product transcription intermediary factor 1-alpha. The coding region runs from base 519 to 3701 and encodes 1060 amino acids. The transcript is spliced from 20 exons. The record is from RefSeq and is a predicted model, not a curated record. NCBI's taxonomy places the organism in Eukaryota, Metazoa, Chordata, Actinopteri, Cichliformes, Cichlidae. Gene Ontology annotation, molecular function: protein binding; zinc ion binding. Gene Ontology annotation, cellular component: chromatin.